GCCGGUAACUGAAGAGCCGUGCGUCCAUGUGCGCAUUGACUGGGAAUUCAUAGACCACAGAAAUACUGAAUCCGAGCCAUACCAGAUUUAGCUAUGGAUCCUAACGUAUUGAUCGAGGCCCUUCGGGGUACCAUGGACCCAAACUUGCGUGAGGCCGCGGAGAGACAGCUGAACGAGGGUCACACCCAGGUGAAUUUUGUGUCUGCUCUGCUGCAAGUCACCAUGUCUGAUCAGUUAGAUUUGCCCGUCAGACAAGCAGGGGUGAUCUACCUAAAGAACAUGGUGACCCAGCACUGGAGCGAGGGGGACGGCACCAGCACGGAGACGCCUGUCAAUAACAUCCCAGAGGAGGACAGGCAGUUCAUCCGUGACAACAUCGUGGAGGCCAUCAUCCACUCCCCCGAGCGCAUCAGAGUGCAGCUGACAACAUGCAUCCACCACAUGAUUAAACACGACUACCCCGGCAAGUGGACAGCCAUCGUGGACAAGAUUGGCUUCUACCUGCAGUCAGAUAACAGCGCCGGCUGGCUGGGCAUCCUGCUCUGCCUCUACCAGCUGGUUAAAAACUACGAGUACAAGAAGCCGGACGAGCGCAGUCCUCUGGUGGCAGCCAUGCAGAUCUUCAUGCCCAUGCUGAAGGACCGCUUCAUCCAGCUGCUCCCUGACCCCUCCAGUGAGUCUGUCCUGGUGCAAAAACAGAUCUUCAAGAUCCUCUACGCCCUCUUCCAGUAUAACCUCCCCCUGGAGCUGAUCAACCGACAGAACCUGACGGAGUGGAUGGAGAUCCUGAAGACAGUGGUGGACAGAGACGUGCCUCCGGAGACCUUGCAGGUGGAUGAGGACGAGAGACCUGAGCUGCCCUGGUGGAAGUGUAAGAAGUGGGCCCUCCACAUCCUGGCCAGGCUCUUCGAGAGGUAUGGCAGCCCAGGCAACACUACCAAAGAGUACACAGAGUUUGCCGAUCUCUUCCUCAAGGGAUACGCAGUGGCAGCACAACAGGUGCUGCUGAAGGUCUUAUAUCAGUACAAGGAGAAGCAAUACGUGGCUCCCAGAGUCCUCCAGCAGACACUCAACUAUAUUAACCAGGGAAUCGCACACGCUGUCACCUGGAAGAACCUGAAGCCACAUAUCCAGGGCAUCAUUCAGGAUGUGGUUUUCCCCCUCAUGUGCUACACGGACAGUGACCAGGAGUUGUGGGAGGAGGACCCAUACGAGUACAUUCGCAUGAAGUUUGAUGUGUUCGAGGAUUUCAUCUCUCCCACCACGGCUGCCCAGACCCUGCUCUUCACCUCCUGCAACAAGAGGAAAGAAGUUCUUCAGAAGACCAUGGGCUUCUGUUAUCAGAUCCUCACUGAGCCCACCUCUGACCCCAGGAAGAAGGACGGAGCGCUGCACAUGAUUGGCUCUCUGGCUGAAAUCCUGCUCAAGAAAAAGGUCUAUAAAGACCAGAUGGAGUUCAUGCUGCAGAACCACGUCUUCACUCUGUUCCGCAGUGAGCUGGGCUAUAUGAGAGCCAGAGCCUGUUGGGUCCUGCAUUACUUCUGUGAGGUCAAGUUUAAGAGUGACCAGAACCUGCAGACAGCCCUGGAGCUGACCCGCCUCUGCCUGAUCAACGACAACGAGAUGCCUGUUAAAGUGGAGGCAGCCAUCGCCCUGCAGGUCCUCAUCAGCAACCAGGAGAAAGCCAAAGAGUAUAUCACUCCCUUCAUCCGGCCUGUGAUGCAGGCCCUCCUGCACAUUGUGCGUGAAACGGAGAACGAUGACCUCACUAACGUGAUCCAGAAGAUGAUCUGCGAGUACAGCGAAGAGGUCACGCCCAUCGCCGUGGAGAUGACACAGCACUUGGCGAUGACCUUCAACCAGGUCAUCCAGACGGGGCCUGACGAGGAGGGAGGGGACGACAAGGCGGUGACAGCCAUGGGCAUCCUCAACACUAUCGACACACUGCUCAGUGUGGUGGAGGACCACAAAGAGAUCACCCAGCAGCUGGAGGGUAUAUGUCUGCAGGUGAUUGGCACCGUCUUGCAGCAGCACGUCCUGGAGUUCUACGAGGAGAUCCUGUCUCUGGCACACAGCCUGACCUGCCAGCAGGUGUCCUCACAGAUGUGGCAGCUCCUCCCCUUGGUGUUCGAGGUCUUCCAGCAGGAUGGCUUUGACUACUUCACAGACAUGAUGCCUCUCCUUCACAACUACGUCACGGUUGACACAGACACUCUCCUGUCUGACACUAAAUACCUGGAGAUAAUCUACAGCAUGUGCAAGAAGGUUCUGACUGGCGAUCCAGGUGAGGAUCCAGAGUGUCAUGCAGCCAAGCUGUUGGAGGUGGUUAUUCUGCAGUGCAAAGGGCGCGGAAUUGAUCAGGUUGUUCCCUUGUUUGUGGCGGCUGCGCUGGAGAGGCUGACGAGGGAGGUGAAGACCAGUGAGCUGAGGACCAUGUGUCUGCAAGUGGCCAUCGCAGCCCUGUACUACAGCCCUCCUCUGCUGCUCAACACACUGGAGAACCUGCGCUUCCCAAACAACACUGAGCCCAUCACCAACCACUUCAUCUCCCAGUGGCUCAAAGACGUUGACUGCUUCCUGGGGCUCCACGAUAGGAAGAUCUGCGUGCUUGGCCUGUGUGCUCUCAUUGACUUGGAGCAGAGGCCCCAGGCUGUCAACCAGGUGGCCGGCCAACUGCUUCCCGCAGCCAUCCUGCUCUUCAACGGCCUCAAGAGGGCCUACGCCUGUCAAGCAGAGAACGAGAAUGAGGAUGAAGAUGAUGAUGAAGAUGGAGAGGAGGAUGAGGAGAAUGUCGAGCUGGGCAGUGAUGAGGAUGACAUUGAUGAGGAGGGCCAGGAGUACUUGGAGAUGCUGGCCAAGCAUGCAGGAGAGGAUGGGGAUGAUGAGGACUGGGAUGAGGACGACGCAGAGGAGACUGCACUGGAGGGCUACACUACAGCUGUAGAUGAUGAAGACAACCUGGUGGAUGAAUACCAGAUCUUCAAGGCCAUACUACAGAAUAUUCAGACCCGUGACCCAGCAUGGUACCAGGCACUCACACAAACCCUUGAUGAGGAACAAGGAAAACACCUGCAUGACAUUGGGACACUUGCAGACCAGAGGCGGGCAGCACAUGAAUCCAAAAUGAUCGAGAAGCACGGCGGAUACAAGUUCACAGUGCCAGAAGUGGUGCCAACUAAUUUCAACUUUGGAGGCAACGCUCCAGGAAUGAAUUGAGUCAUCCCUUCUCCCUUUUAUUACUCUGACUGAUUGUAGUGAAGUGAAAAAAGCUUGUGUUGUUCCCAUAAGUAGUGGUUCCAGAACUGGUUCUUCUCACUGACUCUUCAAUCUGACUAUCAAAUUGGAAAUAGCACCAGAAGAAGUGGGAAGACAACCAAAUGCAACAAAUGGCUGGGAAAACAAACCAAGAACUUGAGCUUGAAGCAAGAGAAAAAAGAAGCUCUAAACAACAUUGUCUUCUGGGAUCCAAUGUGGAGGAUACAAGGACGGGGACUUCCUUUUUUUUUUUUUUCACUUAAACAAAACGGGAGGGCUUAAAAAUUUGAAAUUGAUAACGGGACUAAAUGUUUAAUCAUUUUCACUGUUUUGGCCAAAAGGCUGUGCGUGAUAGGAUUAUACUAUACCUCUGGCAGUAGUGUUGUCUACGUUAUUUUCUGCAUUAACAAAUUCUCAUGUUUGUUAUGUGUGUAUAUACAAGCCAAGGUUCUUGAUUUUUAAGUAGCCUUGCAAAAACAACCAGAGGCAUUUGUAAGGUAUCUAGUGUAUUCAUAUGUAGCAUAUUGGAUACUUCAUAGCACUAUGUGAUGCCUAAUCUCUGUAAAUUAAUGACUAGCACUUUCAUAUUGUUCAGGUCUCCUAGCCUUCUGUAUCAGACUGCAAUUUUUAAAUCAAUUAAGACCAUUUAAAACACAAACUGCUGUAACUUUGGUUACGGUGUAGAAUAAUGAGUGGCGUCACUUUGCUGCUAAAAUGGAAACAUUCUUGAUUCCUAAAAAAAGAGAAUGCUCUUGGUGUUCAGUUUCGAUACAAGAGGUGUUGUGAGCACUGAAAGUCAAUUGGAUACUUCAUUGAAGCAUGUACAAUUGGACUUGAUCGUGAAGGUCUCAAGCAUCUGGUUGGUGUAUGGAUGAACCAUAUAUAUACACACACACACACACCAACAUAUUAAAAAAAGUUAAGUUGGAUUGCA
This is a messenger RNA of Salvelinus namaycush (lake trout), 4189 nucleotides long. Its product is annotated as importin-7. Gene Ontology annotation, molecular function: small GTPase binding. NCBI's taxonomy places the organism in Eukaryota, Metazoa, Chordata, Actinopteri, Salmoniformes, Salmonidae. The transcript has 24 exons. Gene Ontology annotation, biological process: protein import into nucleus. Bases 94 to 3216 code for a protein of 1040 amino acids. The record is from RefSeq and is a predicted model, not a curated record. Gene Ontology annotation, cellular component: cytosol; nuclear envelope.